GCUGUGUUCUGACGACCAUGUCCAACUUGCUUCGGUCGACACUCCAGAACAAUGCAAAGCAGCAGCACGCACGAAACCUCGCUCCGGGGUUCACAAUAAGAAAGAAGGAGUCACAUACACCUCACAAGAACGGCGCUUCAAGACCAGGAUCAUCGGUGUCAUCGCCGUCGUCGGGGGCAGCAACUCCGAAGUCGAGCGCACCGUGGCCACCAACAUCAUCUGCACCCAGCGCAGCGAACUCGGUAGCAUCAUCAGCAUAUUCCAGCGAUGCUGAGGAUGGUGGCGUGCAGAAGAAGAAGAAGCAGAGGUUAAAGCAAGAUGUUGUGUUCUCUCAGCCUGCAGACACAGGAACCGGAUCACAUAUCAACACUCAACUUGUAUAUGCUGUCCGAGCGCUGAAAGACCAUGGUAAUCCCAUCCGUCUCGAGGAUCUAUCAAUCCAAUUAGGAAUACCUCUUGACAGCAAUGCCGAACUGUAUGAUAUGUUCCUGCAACAUGAUCGCGUCAUUCAUGACACAAAAACGAACACCUAUUCGUACAAGCCCGACUUCAAUAUUCGCAAUAAGGAGCAGCUAUUAACCGAGAUCACACGUCACUACAAGCGCGGAGGGGGCAUGUCUGUCAAGGUCAUUCGUGAAUCCUGGCCGUCUGCCAUACCAGCAAUCGAGGAGCUUGCCGCAAGAGGUGAUGUCAUCGUCACCCGGACGGCGAAGGACAACACACCUAGAAUUGUCUUCUUCAAUGAAGUACCAUUGGAACAGGGUGGGGGGCAGAUCGACAAGGAGUUCCAAGAGAUAUGGAACUCGCAGAAGGUGCCGGAUGAGGACAUCAUCAUGUCAGAUCUGCAGAGCUUCGGUCAACAGACCGCUUCAGUCGAGAUGACUCCUAAGUUUUCGGGUGGAAUACGGAAGAAGGGUAGGAAAGGCGCUGCCAAGCCCAAUCGUCGAAUCAAGAUCACAAAUACCCAUCUCAACAAGAUCGCCGGAAUCGACCUUACGAAAGAUUAUGUACCCACCACCGCUCAAAAGUGAUUUCUCGACGACAUUGUACGAUAAAGGAGCUGGUCGUUCUUGCUUUUCCUCCCUUUCUUCUUGUUUCUCUCUAGAUGCGUGCACCUAUCUCUUCAUCCAUUGCAUCCAUUACUUCAGUUAGGUCAUCGCAUUUUCAUCAGCAUCAACCACACAAACCCG
Messenger RNA from Dacryopinax primogenitus, 1190 nucleotides. RefSeq lists its product as uncharacterized. Lineage: Eukaryota; Fungi; Basidiomycota; Dacrymycetes; Dacrymycetales; Dacrymycetaceae. The record is from RefSeq and is a predicted model, not a curated record. Gene Ontology annotation, cellular component: transcription factor TFIIE complex. The coding region runs from base 18 to 1031 and encodes 337 amino acids. The transcript is spliced from 6 exons. Gene Ontology annotation, biological process: transcription initiation at RNA polymerase II promoter.